Trichogramma pretiosum is the source of this 1504-nucleotide messenger RNA. RefSeq lists its product as uncharacterized. The coding region runs from base 517 to 1404 and encodes 295 amino acids. The record is from RefSeq and is a predicted model, not a curated record. The transcript has 3 exons. Lineage: Eukaryota; Metazoa; Arthropoda; Insecta; Hymenoptera; Trichogrammatidae. Gene Ontology annotation, molecular function: protein binding.
ACUCUUCUAAAAUAUGUAACAGCUCUGUACAUACACGAAACAAGACAUUUUUGACUCGAUUGAUCAUUUUAGGCGCCUACGAGAACUUAUAUGGAAAAUUACCAAUUGGAAACUUAUUUUCUAUGUAUCUUUAAUUUAAGUAUCUUCUUGCUAAUGCUCUCAAUAACUUUACCAUCGUUCAGUGCCCAAUUUAGUUAAUGGUAACAAGUCAAACACUGUUACAUGUCUCUCAGUUUCUCAACGCGGUCUUUAAGAGAUACUGCUGGAAAAAAGUCUCACAUCUGCACUUAUUUUAUUAUUGAAAAAAUAUAAAUUAUUAUUUGUAUAAAACAGUCACGAGUUAAAAUUAAAGAAUUAUCCGUGGUUCGAUCAUAAAUAUCUUCAUUUUGAAUUUCAUUGUUCAGAAAUCUAUCAUAAGAAAAAUGGCUGGAACUCCGGAACAUUCGAAAAAGUGUUUUUUUCAAACCUCUUGAUGUCAGAUUCUAAACUCAGCAGCUAGUAGUAUAUAUAUGCAUAAUGGCUCCAAAGCAGCUCAUCGCAUCCAAAAUUGAUCAGAGUAUAGUGAAAAUUGUCAAAAAAUUGACUUAUACUGCAGAAUACAAAUGGCCAAUCAAAUUUAAAUACAUUGAAAAGUUAUCUAAAACGCAAAGACCAAUGCAAUCGCCGAUUUUCGAAACUCAAAAUCGGAGUGACAUGCACUGGAACAUGUUUCUCGAAGUUGGAACGGAACUGAAUCCAAAAUCUGGCAAAGAAGAAGAAAAAUUAAAAGUUCAGGUGAAUCUUUUGUCGAACUGCCGACUAAAGGCUGAAGUUACCAUCGAAUUGUUAAACUUCGAAGAGAAAGUUUGUGCCGGUUAUACGGCAAUUCUUAAUCACACCAAUGAAGACAGCUCAGAAAAUCUGGUAGGCACGGAAUUUCCUCUGUCAGUUUUGAAGAAAAAAAAAUUCCGCUUGUUGCUCUCCUAUCAACUAAAUAUCGCUUGUCGUAUUAAAGUCAUAAUGAACCCGUUGCAAAGCGACCUAUCAUCGAAUCUCGUCUACUUGUCCAGUAGAGCACGAUUGUCCAAGGAACGUCUGAAUACGGCCAUUGUGGCCGGAGGCACUAUAUUUCCUGUUCACCGUGAGAUUCUCUUCAAGUGCAGUACUUUAUUCGAAAAUCUGUUCAGACAAACCAACAUAAGACUCGACGAAGAGGCCUAUGUGCAAAUCGACAAUAUCGAUUCCAAGGUUAUGCUUGUCAUGCUGAAUUACAAGUACACGGGUAAUUUCGAUACAAUGAUUAACGAAAACGUGAAUGACUUUCUCAAAGCUGCAGAAAUUUGCGGUAUUGUUGAUUUAAAGUUUAAAUGCAGCAAUGCUCUUAAGGCCCGCUUAUAUGCGUUUGGCAACUUCAUAUCGGUAUGAUUACCAGAUGUAAUUGAUAUACUGGUUCAGUACGAUGCUUCUACUUUCAAUGUAAAUUAUAUAAACAAAUAAUGUACACUAAUUACUCUGACUAUCUGAA